AUGAUCGAAUAUAUACAUUGUUUAUAUUUGAUUUCAUUGUUUGCAAUACCAUUGAAAGCAUUAAUCAUUGUAGUCGAAUAUCUUAUUGUUCAAUUUAAACAGAUUGUUUUGACAACAAAACAAUUAUUUGAUUAUCGUUUUAAUCAUCGAAUACCGGUAAUAAUAAAAAUGCGUAUGAAUUGGAAUGAUUUUUAUGGAAAUUAUAUUCGUAUUUUUGAUCAUACUGCAAAAUUCAAUCAUGAUUUAAAAAUAGUAUUGUUAGCUAUGGAAACCGUAUCAAAAGCUUCGAUUAUUUUUUCCACUAUAUUCUAUAGUCAAAAAAUUACUGAAACUAUACCUGGAGCCAUAUUUGUUAUAUGUCUUUUUUCAUUUUUUUGUCUUUCAACCGGUGUUUAUUCUCGAUUCUCCAAUUUUCCAUCAUUUAAUCAUCGAUGUUAUCAACAUUUACUAUCAUGGACUAUACGAAUAUCAAAAUUACAAUCAAAAAUCAAUGCUAAUCGAAGAAAAAAACGUCUUCGAGAUUUGCUUAUCUUUUCCAGACGAGAUCUAAUCAAAAUAAAUUUGUUCUUACAGACAAUGAAAAGAAAUCGUCUAGGUUUUACCUGUGGCAAAAUAUUUUUCAUCAAUAAAUUUCAAUAUGUUGAAUUAGUUUUAAUGAACAUACCGUUGACAAUAAUGUUUUAUAAAAAAAUUUGUCUUAAUCUUAAUUACAAGAUUGAUAACAAUUAA
Messenger RNA from Dermatophagoides pteronyssinus (European house dust mite), 729 nucleotides. RefSeq lists its product as uncharacterized. NCBI's taxonomy places the organism in Eukaryota, Metazoa, Arthropoda, Arachnida, Sarcoptiformes, Pyroglyphidae. The record is from RefSeq and is a predicted model, not a curated record.